AUGGACGACUCAGAGGGGAAGCCGCCAUCCGACAGCGUGCCCAAGUGGCAACUCAACCUCCCCGGCGAUGAACCAGCAGCCGAUGAUGCGCCGUCACAAGCUGAAGAUAAUAAUAUCCAGUCAGACAAGCUCGAGGUCGCGAGGCGAUUCCUCGAGGACGAUGCAGUCAAGAGUGCGCCGCGAGAGGUCAAGAUUGACUUUUUGAAGUCAAAGGGCGUUGGAGAUGAGGAUAUCCAGUUUCUCCUGAGCGAGCCUGAAGGAGAGCCAUCAGCGACGGAAGAUGCAACCCCAACAGACGAAUCCAACCAGAAAGCACUCUCCGUGCUAGAAAAAUCAUUCGCUCCUACACCACCACCACCGGCCGCUCCCGCGCCCCCGACGUCCAUUCUCGCAGGAAGCGAUCGUCCCCCCGUGGUGACAUAUCCCGAGUUCCUCACCAAGCCCCAAAACGAUCCCCCCUUGGUCACAACAAAUGGACUUCUCAACACGCUCUAUGCCUUUGGCGGUCUAUCCACGCUUCUCUACGGCGCCAGUAAAUUCGCCGUCGAGCCAAUGGUCGAGAAACAGACAAACGCGCGUAUCGACCUGCACGAGACCACUUCCAAGAAGCUGGACUCUAUCCUCACGCAGCUCGAAAGCACCGUCUCCGUCGUCCCGUCAUACCACAAGUCUGGAGCCAAUACUACUUCUUCAGAGGCUGAAGAUGUCGACGACCCUUCCGAAAUGUUCCACCGAGACAUCGGCACGCAGACGUCCUCCCCUCUCACCUCUUCAUCAAAGAGCAAAGUAGAGGCCCAGUCGAAGCUCCAAGCGGACCGUCUUUCACAGCUAGCCAAGUCCCUCACGGGGCUCACAAACGACUACAAGAAGCAAAGCACCGAUUCUGAGAAUGUCAAGGCUUUCUUGGACACUUUCCGCGAUGAGUUGGACACCAUGACAUACGGCAACCAGACUGAGAUAUUCGGCGCCUAUGAUAUAAACAAAAAGAAAAAGAAGAACGACGAAGACGAGAUUCGAAAAGUGAGGGAUAAUAUCAGGAGGAUAAAGGGAGUUCUCUUGAGUGCGCGGACGUUUCCUACAUCUGCUAGGUGA
Messenger RNA from Trichoderma gamsii, 1092 nucleotides. RefSeq lists its product as hypothetical. Gene Ontology annotation, biological process: protein import into peroxisome matrix, docking. Lineage: Eukaryota; Fungi; Ascomycota; Sordariomycetes; Hypocreales; Hypocreaceae. Gene Ontology annotation, molecular function: signaling receptor binding. Gene Ontology annotation, cellular component: peroxisomal membrane; peroxisomal importomer complex. The record is from RefSeq and is a predicted model, not a curated record. The coding region runs from base 1 to 1092 and encodes 363 amino acids. The transcript has 2 exons.